AUGGAAGGCCUUCCAGCGCAGCGACAACCCAAAGGCGCAUAUGCGACUACAGCGCAACCUACUCUCCAUCCGCCCACCAUAUACUCAGAGCCAACAGGGUCAAGCUCUGAAGUGGAUGACAAAGGCGAACCUACCAAAGCCUACGUUCUUCAGCCAGCUGAUGAAGGCUUCGGCGCCUGGAGUUAUGUUGCAAGCGCGUUUACCAUGUUUAUCGUCGUAUGGGGAUUCCCCCAAGCCUUCCCAAUCUUUCAGACGUACCUUGCAGCAGGAAAGAACGCUAAACACCGUGAUUCACUUCUGCUUGGCCUCCUAGCUCCAGGACUCCAGGACAUCCUAGAGGGCAUCCUGUUUCAAGUUCUGCCGCGUUCGCCAAGAUACCGGAGGACUAUUGUAGUCUUUGGCAUUCUUGCCAUUACCGCAGCCAUGUUCUUCGCCAGUAUUGCAGAUACAGUAUGGCAGAUCGUUCUAUCGCAAGGCGUCCUCUUCGGUGUCGGCGGUAUCAUGCUGAACUUCGUUCAUGUGUCAAUCUUCUCGGAAUGGUUCGAGCAAAAGAAGAGCAAAGCGAUGGCAGUCAUCUGGCUGGGCUGGCGUGUAGGAAGUCUUGCUUUUCCGAUCGUCUGCCAGUGGCUAUUGGAUAAACAUGGAUACGAGAAGACACUACGGGUAUUGAUCGCGCCCAUGUUGGCCCUGCUGGCACCAACUAUCGUGCUGUUCCGAGGCAGAUACCGUACAGCGACAAUCAGCAGCCAACCCAUGGCUCCGAGGGUCUCAAAACGGACCGCGUUGCGAGCUCGCAAGAUCUGGUACAAUCUCUUUGUAUCUUCCUUGUUUUACUUUGUAACCAACGUGCCUACGAUGUUUAUUGCCGCUUUCGCUUCGGAUCUUAAGCUCAGCACAUCUGAUCAAGCAAUCGCACUGUCUUUACGAGCCCUAGGUGAUAUGCCAGGCAUGUAUCUGUUCGGCUGGUUAGGGAACAGCGGAUCUUACCAAGCUCUGAUGGCUCUGUGUGCUCUGUCAACGUCUCUCGUUCACUGUCUAGUGUGGGGCUUCGUCAAGACCCGAUUUGGCCUGUUCGCAUAUGCACUUGUAUUCGGUCUCGCCAAUGGAGGCUACACGAAUUGCAUGAUGCCGUUCUUCGCCGAGAUUGCCGGGAGCGACGGUGCAUUGUUCACUGUAGUACACAGCUUGUUCAGUUUCCUCCGUGGGUUUGCUAUACUCUCUGUCGGCCCUGUGGGAGUGCAUCUCCUCCGGCUAGGCGGCGAGGUUGUCACUGAGUCGUACGCAAUCGGCAAGUACAAGUACCUUGUUGCAUAUGCAUCCGGCAUGACGUUUGCGAGCGGAGCAUUGACACUCUUUUCAAUUCAUUUCUGGAAGCCGCCAAAAUGA
This is a messenger RNA of Coniosporium apollinis CBS 100218, 1386 nucleotides long. RefSeq lists its product as uncharacterized. Gene Ontology annotation, cellular component: fungal-type vacuole membrane. Gene Ontology annotation, molecular function: transmembrane transporter activity. Bases 1 to 1386 code for a protein of 461 amino acids. The transcript has 4 exons. Gene Ontology annotation, biological process: transmembrane transport. NCBI's taxonomy places the organism in Eukaryota, Fungi, Ascomycota, Dothideomycetes. The record is from RefSeq and is a predicted model, not a curated record.